AUGGCGCCAUCAUCGCCAUCGAGAGGCCCAGCACGAUGGCUGGCCACUCUUGUCGCUUCCGCGCGGACGCUCGCUUACGACCUGAUGCUGUUCUACAAAGGAAACCAAUCCGGUGAAAUCCCGGGCAUUCUGCCAGGCCCGCCGACCGAGCACAAGGGCGACUACUACUGGUGGGAGGGAGGUGCCAUGAUGGGCACUUAUAUCGACUACUGGUUUCUGACUGGCGACACGAGUUACAAUCAUGUCAUCGAAGAAGGCAUGUUGCACCAGACUGGUCCAAAUUAUGAUUACAUGCCGCCCAACCAUACGGCAUCUCUCGGCAACGACGAUCAAGGCUUUUGGGGCAUGUCAGCCAUGCUCGCGGCCGAGAACAAGUUCCCCAACCCGCCCGAGGACAAGCCACAAUGGCUCGCCCUGGCCCAGGGCGUUUUCCACACCCAAGCGAGCCCCGAACGACACGACAACACAUGUAAUGGGGGCCUUCGCUGGCAGGUGCCCCCCACCAAUGCAGGGUACAACUACAAGAACACCAUCGCCAAUGCCUGCUUCUUCAACCUCGGUGCCCGCCUCGCACGCUACACCUCCAACGCAACAUACGCCGAAUGGGCUACCAAGACGUUCGAGUGGCUGUGGAAUGUGCAAUACAUCGAUCACAAGGACUGGCGCGUUUACGACGGCGGCCACGUCGAGCAUAACUGCACCGACAUCAACAAGGCCCAGUUCAGCUACAACGCGGGCCUGCUUCUGCAAGGCGCGGCCUUCAUGUACAACUACACGAACGGCAGCACCGUCUGGGAGGACCGUGUCGAUAACCUGCUCAAGGGCAUUAAGCGCGACUUUUUCGAGAACGAUAUCGCCUUCGAGCUGCCCUGUGAAGGCCGCAGGGGCUGCACGCCCGACAUGUUGACUUUCAAGGGCUACGUUCACCGCUGGUUGUCCGUUGUGACCAAGCUGGCGCCGAAAACGGCCGACAUCAUCCUGCCCAUGCUGCGGACAUCGGCUGAAGCGGCCGCCAGGCAGUGCACGGGCGGCGAGACCGGCCGCCGCUGCGGCUUCUACUGGGCCGAGGGUGUCUACGUGGACCCGGCUGUCGACAAGACCAGCGGCGCUGGCGAGGCCAUGAACGUCCUUGCCGCCGUGUCGAGUCUGCUCAUCACCGAAGCCCCGCCCCCUGCCACUAAUGCGACGGGUAUCAGCAAGGGCGACAACAACGCCGGCAGCCGGAGUCGUGGUGCGUCGGAGCCGUUGGAGCCCAUUACUACGGCUGAUCGGGCCGGUGCCAGCAUCUUGACCAUGCUGAUCUUGGCUGGCUUUAUCGGCACCUGGGGCUGGAUGAGCAUUGGUGAUUAA
Chaetomium globosum CBS 148.51 is the source of this 1350-nucleotide messenger RNA. RefSeq lists its product as uncharacterized. Gene Ontology annotation, molecular function: mannan endo-1,6-alpha-mannosidase activity. NCBI's taxonomy places the organism in Eukaryota, Fungi, Ascomycota, Sordariomycetes, Sordariales, Chaetomiaceae. The transcript has 2 exons. The coding region runs from base 1 to 1350 and encodes 449 amino acids. Gene Ontology annotation, biological process: carbohydrate catabolic process; fungal-type cell wall biogenesis. The record is from RefSeq and is a predicted model, not a curated record.